Auanema sp. JU1783 is the source of this 1251-nucleotide messenger RNA. NCBI's taxonomy places the organism in Eukaryota, Metazoa, Nematoda, Chromadorea, Rhabditida, Rhabditidae. The record is from the annotation of a GenBank genome assembly.
AUGGCAUCCUUUGUUCCCGUUCCCGAUCGUUCCGAUUUCCCAUUGGAGAAUUGUCCAUAUGGAAUUUUCUCUACAGCUAGCAAUAAGAAACAUAGAAUCGGAGUUGCUAUCGGAGAACACAUCCUUGAUUUGUCCGCUAUUACCAAUCUCUUCGAUGGACCUACAAUCAAAAACAAUUUGGAUGUCUUGAAACAGGAAACUCUGAAUGCUUUCAUGAGUCUUCCUCGUUCAGCUUGGCUUGAGGUUCGUAAAACUGUUCAAACUCUUCUGUCCGCUGAUUGUCCAACUCUACGAGACAAUCAGGAGUUGAGAUAUGCCGCUCUUGUCUUGCAAAAAGAUGCCACCCUCCAUCUCCCAGCUUCAAUCGGCGAUUACACCGAUUUCUACUCUUCUAUCUAUCACGCUACUAACGUUGGAAUCAUGUUCAGAGGAAAAGAUAAUGCUCUCAUGCCCAACUGGAAGUGGAUCCCUGUAGGAUACCACGGUCGUGCUUCUUCUGUGGUUGUUUCCGGAACUCCUAUUCGUAGACCAAACGGACAAAGAAAGCCAGAAGGAGAAACUGAGCCAACUUACGGUCCAAGCAGACUCCUUGAUUUCGAACUUGAGAUGGCUUUCUUCGUUGGAGGACCUUCCACCAAGCUCGGAGAACGUAUUCCUAUUGAGAAGACAGAAGAUCACAUCUUCGGUAUGGUUCUCAUGAACGAUUGGAGUGCUCGCGAUAUCCAAGCCUGGGAGUAUGUCCCUCUUGGUCCAUUCCUCGGAAAAUCAUUCGGAACAACUAUUUCUCCAUGGGUCGUUAGCAUGGAAGCUCUCAAGCCUUUCAUGGUUGAAAAUCCUGCUCAAGACCCAGCUCCUCUUGACUACCUGAAGCACAGCGACCCAUACACAUUGGAUAUCAAUCUUCAAGUCACAAUCAAACCAGAAGGUGGACAAGAUCAUCCCGUUUGUUCCACAAGCUUCAAGCAUCUCUACUGGACAUUGAAACAACAACUAACUCAUCAUACAGUGAAUGGAUGCAACGUAAACGCUGGAGACCUCAUGGGAUCAGGAACCGUCUCUGGACCCGAAGAAGGAGCUUAUGGAAGUAUGCUAGAACUUUCAUGGAGAGGUGCCAAGACUAUUCCUGUCGGUGACCAAACUCGCAAGUUCAUUCAGGACGGUGAUGAGGUCAAUCUCUCUGGCUUCUGCGAAAAAGACGGAGUUCGUAUUGGCUUUGGUCCAUGCAGAGGAGCCGUUUUGCCUGCCAACUGA